Pyrgilauda ruficollis (rufous-necked snowfinch) is the source of this 441-nucleotide messenger RNA. RefSeq names its product aurora kinase B-like. Gene Ontology annotation, biological process: mitotic spindle organization; protein phosphorylation; regulation of cytokinesis. The transcript has 3 exons. The annotation marks the transcript as partial. NCBI's taxonomy places the organism in Eukaryota, Metazoa, Chordata, Aves, Passeriformes, Passeridae. The record is from RefSeq and is a predicted model, not a curated record. Gene Ontology annotation, cellular component: spindle pole centrosome; spindle microtubule; spindle midzone. Gene Ontology annotation, molecular function: ATP binding; protein kinase activity.
AUGCCCCAGGUGCCCCCAGGUGUGACCAGGUGUGCCCGCAGGCGCGUGUUCUCGCUGGAGGACUUCGAGGCAGGGAGGGACAUUCCCCAGGUUCUCUCAGGUGCCCCCAGGCGCGUGUUCUCGCUGGAGGACUUCGAGGUGGGCCGGCCCCUGGGCAAGGGCAAGUUCGGCAACGUGUACCUGGCGCGGGAGCGGCGCUCCGGCUUCCUGGUGGCCCUCAAGGUGCUCUUCAAGUCCCAGGUGGAGCAGGAGGGGGUGGAGCACCAGCUGCGGAGGGAGAUCGAGAUCCAGGCGCACCUCAGGCACCCCAACGUGCUCAGGCUCUACAAUUACUUCCACGACCGGCGCCGCGUCUUCCUCAUCCUCGAGUUCGCGCCCUGGGGGGAGCUCUACAAGGAGCUGCAGCGCUGCCGGCGCCUGGACGCCACCAGGACGGCCACG